CGAAGCGUCUUGUGGGUCCCACGUGUCAUCGAGUCGCAAACCACCAGAUUGCCACGCCCUCGGGCAAGAAGAUUCCUUUCCCCUUCCGCCUCCGCCAAGCGCCGCCGCCGGCGCCAUGGCCGGAGGAGCCGCCCUAGCGGCGGCGGCGUGGGAGCUCGCCGUCGUAUUCUUCCUCCGGCCCCUCCUCGCGCUCGCCUUCGUCCUCUCCAUCAUCGCCCUCAGCUGGUACGUGGCGUGGAGCACGGUGCUGGUGCACGUGCCGCUGGUGCAGGAGAUGGCCGGCCUGCGCCCGAAGAAGCCCGUCAAGCCCAAGCCCGACAACAGCGGCCGCAUCAUCAGGUUCUACCAGUCCAUGGCCAAGAGCAAGAAUAAAUCAGAAGGGACGUCAAGUCUAUAGCUCUUCUUUGCAAGAAGUACUGUGGACUGUAUCAUUUGAAUCUAGCACUUGAAUGUCUCAGUACUGCAAAUGAAAUAGCAGGAUUUCUUUAGCGAGAUAAUGGGUGCUGGCAUCUGAUGGAAACUCCCCACUUGCAACUGUGUAUGCAUCAAGCUUCUGCAACAAAAAAAGGCACUAACAUAUCCACUGUAUAUUGCACGUUGUAAAGCUGCUGAUCAUGUAAUUCUAGAUUGUACGUACAUACAUACACCUGUACAAGAAUAAAGAGAACCACUUGUCUUUUGGAA
Molecule: messenger RNA, 684 nt
Organism: Oryza brachyantha (malo sina)
Lineage: Eukaryota; Viridiplantae; Streptophyta; Magnoliopsida; Poales; Poaceae
Exons: 3
Coding region: 116-397 (93 amino acids)
Source: RefSeq, a predicted model, not a curated record